UAAGAAAACUCAUUAUUAGAAAAAGUAUUUAUAAGUAAUUAUCCAUUGUGCACAUUUAUAAAAUACAUGUAUUCACUUUACAUGUGUAACAUUAAGUUUGUCUUUUAAGGAAAAGAUAUAUACAAAACUAUUCAAUUUGCUAAGCACAAAAAGUUUUAGCUGGAAUUUAUUCGACAAUUAUUUGACAACCGUCGCAUUAAUUUUAAAUAUAUAUACAUAUUGUUUAAUCAAUUUGAUUGUAAAAACAAUUAAACUGUUUACAUAUAAUGCCCCAGUUAUAUGUAAGACAUAGGAAUAACUUGUAAUAACUAGAAUAUUUGUACGGCAACCUGUUUCCCAAACUUCCAACCUCAUGUAUGUUUACUAGUAAACACUCAGUAGCAUGUGCUUGGCAAUGCCUUCUUAUGAUUCUUAUGAGGUCCUAGCGGAGACCAUGGUCUAUCUUGAAUCGACAUGGCAUACAGCUCAUGGAUGCUGAUAGGUUGUACCUGGUGUUCAAAUAUCCUUACCUGUGGCUUAUUCAACAUGUGCUAAAUUGGAAUUGGGGUCCAGUGGUCUGACUUGUCAGUAACAAUGCUCGAUUCCUGCCCUUAAAAGUAGUCGUAACACCGGGUCCUAUGGGCGCAGGUUGUUAUAACUAGAAGAUGACAAUUAUUGAAGUAUUCGGUUAAUUUGAAUUAAGGUUAUUUACGUAAUGUCACAAUAAACAAGGAACAAACGGCAAAAAUUAUGAAAUUAACUAGUUAAAUACUUUUACUAUAAUAUUUUUUAUAAAUAUUAAUAUUUAUUGAUUUUUUAAAAGGCAUAGGCUUGUACGUAUGCCAAUGUGACGGCAAGUUUAGUAGGCCAUAAUGAUCUGUUAACACAUUUCUUGUUGUUAAGUAUAAUAUGAUGUAAGACAUGACACUAGAUUAUUUCCGUUUCAUUUCUCAUGAAAUUUAAAAAUCUGAAUACACUAUUACACAAUCAGUAAUGUUCUUCAAAUAUUGUUAUUGUGAUAUUUCAAUUAUAGCUAACAGCCGGGUUCUUUAUACGUUAUUAGCCGCGUCUGAUCCAAAUGGUUUUGUCGGAAGAACUGCUGUUCGUAAUUUGUUUUUUACAUAAUGAAUUUUGUUUCCUGUUCGGAGAAAUAUUUUUUUUCUUUCGUGCUUAUAAACUUUAGGUAAAAUUAAAUUGCAUAAUUCCAAGAGAAAAAAACGACAUAUAAGGGUAACUGGUGGCUUGGAGACAAAAAAGGGUAUGCAUCCAUGGCAAGUGAAUAUUGAACGAUGGAAACGAGGAUGGCAUCAUUGGUGUGGUGGUACAAUUAUCAAUAACGAGUGGAUAUUGAGUGCUGCACAUUGUUUUGAUGAUUUUGUAAGGAGAUACGAUGAUUCGAGAGCUAAAUUAAAUAUAACGGACUUAAGGGUUACUGUUGGAAACCAUGAUCUAAAAAAACAUGAUGAAUAUGAAAAGAUGUUUAACGUUGAAUAUAUUGUGAAACACUGGAAUUACAGUGGUAUGUAUUUGUAUGGUAUCAAUUUCGGAGAAUUCAUUACAGAUUUCCAAAGAAGCUACACUAACAACGAUAUAGCAUUGCUCAAAGUAAAAUCAACCAGUGGCAUUACAUUCAAUGACUAUAUACAGCCAGCGUGUUUGCCAGAAGAUUUGACUCUGCUUCUAUCUGAAAUAAAAUGCCAAGUGUCCGGCUGGGGGAAAGACAAUUUCCAUGGUGAAAUAUCAUACAAAUUAAAGGCAGUGGAGGUACCGAUCAUUCCAGGUGACGUUUGUCAAAGUAACUACAACAAAUAUUCCAUUGAUUUUGAAAAUGUGAUAUGUGCCGGUGAUACCACAGCUGAUACAUGCCAGGGGGACUCUGGAGGACCUCUCAUUUGUAAUAUCAACGGUCUUAGUACGGUAAUUGGCAUAACUUCCUGGGGUGAGGGCUGUAGUCAAAAUGAUUCCCCUGGUGUUUACACGAAGGUUUCGGCGUAUAUAAAAUGGAUACAUGAACAGAUUUCCAACCACAGAUUAGAAGUAACUUCAGGAUGCAAACUUUCUGCAGACAGACGAUACAUGUUUUUCAACAUGGAUGGAGUAGAACAAAUGCCGGGAGAUCAUAUUGCUGUUGGGGACACUUUGACGGUGAAAUGUAGAUUCAUUGACAUGUACUCAUAUAUGACAUAUGAAUAUUAUUACGAUGACUACGGUAAUUACAAUGAUACUGAUAUCGCUGCUGAUGUUAUAACAAUUUCAUGCAAGUAUGAUAACAAAAUGACGAAAAUACAUAAAGAAUGUCCUGAAGCGCCAAAAUAUGACGGAUGUUUGAAGAUUGAUAACGGAAAUGUAACUAUAUCAAACAACUUCUACGUUGUGUCCUGUGAUAAGGGAUUUUCAUUAGAUAUUUUUGAGCCAGAAGAAAAAAGGAGCAAUUGUAUAAACGGCGAAUUAAAAAGUGUAAUUGGAGGUCAGGAACCUAAAUGUAUUCCAGAUCGUUGUAAAAUACCGUAUGACUUUGAUACAUUUCUGUCAAUAACUGACAGAUUUCAUGUCUAUAUCUCUGGAGGUUCUGUUGUUGAGCUGGGGGACUUUGUUUACUUCAACUGUUCAAAGCCAGGAGAUGAUAUACACGAACCUGUGAAUAGAAGAUUCAAGUGUAUAAACGGCCAGUGGAUUGAGGAUGAAAGAAAUAAAUUAUGGAAGUUGGGAAACUACGGGAAUUUUCCAAAAUGUAGAAAAACAAUAUGUGAACCGGUGUGUCAAAAUGGAGGUGUUUGCUGGAGGGAUGAUCGAUGUAAUUGCAAGCAUUUAACAUAUGGAAAACGUUGUGAAAACGUUAUAUGUGACGAUAAAUGCUAUGCUAAUAAUGGCGAAUGCGUUGGUCCUGGAAAAUGCAAAUGCCCAGAGGGGAAAUUUGGAAAUAACUGUGGACUUAGUGCCUGUAGACUUCCUGACAUUGAAAAUAUGGCAAAGUUAAACAUCCGAAGAACCUAUUAUGGUACUGGCGAAACAGUUCGCGAUUUCACGUGUAGUCUUGGAUAUUUUUUAUCAUCCGAUGAGGGAAUGACAUGCCAGAAUAAUGGAGAAUGGUCCGAUGUUAUAACGUGUGUAAAAGGUUAAGUGCAAAUAUUUAUAUAUGCUA
Molecule: messenger RNA, 3121 nt
Organism: Ruditapes philippinarum (Manila clam)
Lineage: Eukaryota; Metazoa; Mollusca; Bivalvia; Venerida; Veneridae
Exons: 11
Coding region: 1240-3099 (619 amino acids)
Biological process (GO): proteolysis
Molecular function (GO): serine-type endopeptidase activity
Source: RefSeq, a predicted model, not a curated record